AUGGUCGAAGAAUUGACUCCGACAGAGGAGCACUAUCUGAAGAGAGAGCUGCUGAAAUUCCAGUUGGAUAAAGAGCUAUCCGCUCUCAAUGACCAGUUUGCUUUGAGAAGAUUCGGGUAUCCAUUUUCCGCCGAAGAUCCAAAGCUAGGUACGCCCAAGACACCAAGGAAAGGGGGGUUGAUGUCCGUAAUGGCUUCCCCAGCAGAAACUAUAUCAAGAAAAUCAACUGAAAAUGAUACACUUGGGAAAACAGGCAACUUGACCUCACGAAAAAACCAAGAUGAAGGAACAGAUUUCCCAAUGUUGAGUUAUGUAUUGAGAGAGAUAAUAAUGCCAUUCCCUAUGUUUUCAAAGGAUAUUGCAAAGAACGAAGAGUUUUGGAAGUACAAAGUGCAAGUGUUCUUCGAACAUUUUAUGUCUCUUGGCUUCAGUAACAGCUAUGAUCGAGAAGAGGCAACGAAAAGGCGAAGAAUCUCAAAAAAGUUGGGUAAAACCGUAUUAUUACUUUUCAAUUCAGGGGUAGGUGUUUCUCAGGAGGUGAAAUACUAUAAUCAAGAUGCAUUCAUUUUAAAGCAGGACGAGAAAAAAAAGACCGCUGGAGUCGAGGAAUUUGCUAUUCCAACAAGAGAAAGCCUGCAAUAUCUCUAUACAAAUGAGCCAGUUUUCAUCAAUGGCUGGGAUAUAAAUAUAGUCGCUGUCGUUGACGAUUCUUCUCUUUUUGGAAGAAAAAGGCUUCCUUCUGAACCUAAACCUGCAGCGUUUAGUUCUAAAUGGGUCAAAAAUGCCUUCAGCAAGCCCGCGUCCCCUGCAGCUCUCUUUUCCAAAUUAGGCAUAACUGAUAGUCAUAAUACAAGUAAAGAUUCGAAAUAUCUACACUAUUAUAUUUUGAAGUUGAUAAAUGUUAACAAUCCAGAUAAGACAUUUUACACUGCAAAAAGCUACGAUGAUUUCAAGCAGCUCAAACGCUCUUUAAAAAAUGAGUUUCCAGGAAAGCAAAAUGCUCGAUUGCCUCGUCACACCAAAAAGAGUGCGGAAAUUGUCUCUCAGCCAAUUUCUUUCGACUACAGUCAGUCUCUAGCCACACCAAAAGAGAAAAUAAUCUCCGUGUUCCAGAAUGAUUCACCGGGUGCCUCUAUAGCUAGCUCGGACAGCAAACAAGAUUCGAAUUCUAAUGAUAGUGUUUCUUAUGAAAGUAGUGUUGUGAAGCGAGAAAAAGAAACAAGUGAUGAACUAGAUGAUGAAAGUUUCGAAGAAUUUCAUGAUGCUCAGGAAUCAAGAAGUAAUGGUCUCCUAUCUGAAAAAAUGAGAACAUCACUGAGGCAAUAUUUAAGAACUUUAUGUGGUGACAAGGAGAUCAGUUCAAGCUCGAGUCUUGCUGAUUUCUUUGGAGGGGAUACAAUCAGCCAAUCUUCUUUCAGUAAGGGAUUGAAAGAAGACAUCGAACGUAGAAAAGCCGUAGAUAUAACAAAUCUUGAGAAUCAAGUCCAAUUUCAAAAAUUAGCGCUAGAAAAGACAUUACAAUUGAGAGAAUCGAUGAAAGCACUCAAGACAUCAGUUUUAAAAGAUGAGAAAUAUUUAUUGAGUUUUAUUCAGGAACUUAAGGAAAAAACAAAAGUGGUGGAUUUGUCUCCCUUAUUAUUCAGUUUUGUUGAGUGGUGCAAGAUUUAUGUGUCUUCGACAAUUUACCAAGUAUUUCUUGGAAACGAUAGCGGAUACGAGUUUUUCACGCAGAUUAAAAGACUAAACAGAUUGGUGCCGUAUUCCGUAAUGGGACAAAUAAUGAGGUUUACGAAUCCAAUAGGUAUAAUGAAAGCAAUGAUGGAUUUAUUUAUGGCACAACCGUUUGGCAGUCAGUCUCUUUUACAAACCAUGUUUUCCACUGUGCUUUCUGAUGACUUAAAAUCUCAAGAGAAAGUAAUACAAGCGUUGGAGCAAAAAAUGCAGCAAGAGACUUCGUUGUCGUCUGAAGUCAUUAAAUGUCUAAAGGACUGUGUCUUCAAAAACGAAAAUGAUGAAAUAAUCAGUAUGGAGGCUGUACAUAAAGAAUCUGCUGAGACUACCGUACCAUUCUCGCUGGUUCUUCUAAUCAAAAACGGCGAGUUAGGGAACUUGUCUCAUGAGGCUGUUGGAGAAGUAAUCGAGUCAUAUUCUACAUGGAAAGCAAAGCAGAGCUCUUCAAGUGAUCUACCUUUUAUAGAGGAUCAAAUGGGUGACAGAUAUUUUUCUAACGUGAAGGAGCUUUUACAACUUUAUAUCAGGGAGAGGGAUAAGAAACUAAUGCGGAGACUGUGGCAGGAUCCUGAGUUAUCUCAACUGCUGAAAUCAAUGCUUACCCUAUUAUAUGAGCCUAUGGUCAAGAUUUUUAAAGUGGCUCGUGUUGAUAUCGCUUUGAAAAAUUUUGAAAGAUUUAUGAAUGACCUUAUAAAGCUAGUAUCAAAUGUAUUUGACGGAAGGUUAGGCACAUCUCUAAAAUUCAACGUUGUGGAAAGUAUUAAUGAUUUAGUAACAAAACAUCAGGACUCAUUCCUACUAUUUAUUCAUGAUGUUUAUCAAAAUGACACCGAAGGUAUAUUUGAAGGUUUCAUUACAUGGUUUGUGAAAAUUAUUAAGUUCUUACAGAAUAGUAAAUAUGGAACAGGUGAUCUAAGAAUCGACUUCAACAAGCUAUUUAAAGAAGCUGAAAUCAACGAAAAACUCUUAAUCGAUCAGCUAGAUAAUGUCAUUGAGAAAAAACAAGCUGCACGGCAAAUAUAUAAGAAAAUGUUAGACUCGCGGAUGAAAGAGCAAAAGGAUAGUAAACUCACUGCUGCCAAAGUUGUUGAAAAUAAUUGGAAAGAACUCAAUUCUCUUGUUAUGCCACCUGAAUCGAAUGCAUUCGGUUUACAAGAUGGAGAAAUAGUCGACCUGGAUCUAGAUGCAGCUGACUACGGACACCUUUUUGAAGAAGGCGACGACAAAGAAUUGGAAACGAAGUAUCAGAGUAUAUUAAAUAAGGAACUUGACGAAAGCGAAAUAGAAAAAUUCGGCGAGCUGGUAUUUGCGGAUGCUCUAGAGAAUUACCUCAACUCUCUUGUAUAA
Molecule: messenger RNA, 3078 nt
Organism: Zygotorulaspora mrakii
Lineage: Eukaryota; Fungi; Ascomycota; Saccharomycetes; Saccharomycetales; Saccharomycetaceae
Gene: LEC1
Product: Lec1p
Exons: 1
Coding region: 1-3078 (1025 amino acids)
Molecular function (GO): phosphatidylinositol binding
Source: RefSeq, a predicted model, not a curated record